CCUUCCGCUCUCCAUUGCUUUCUCCCUUGCAAUGGCAUAAUGGCAUCCGGGCUGGUGGGGCUGCUGCUGCGGGGGACUCGCUGCCUCCUGGCGCCCGCCGCUCCCUCUCUCCUGCCGGUCCGGGGAGUGAAGAAGGGAUUCCGCGCCGCCUUCCGCUUCCAGAAGGAGUUAGAGCGGUGGCGCCUGCUCCGGUGCCCGCCGCCGCCCGUGCGCCGUUCAGAGAAGCCCAACUGGGAUUACCAUGCUGAAAUACAAGCAUUUGGCCCUCGGUUACAGGAAGCCUUUUCCUUAGAUCUUCUCAAAACUGCAUUUGUUAAUAGCUGCUAUAUUAAAAGUGAGGAGGCCAAACGUCAAAAACUUGGAAUAGAGAAAGAAGCUGUUCUUCUGAACCUUAAAGAUAAUCAAGAACUGUCUGAACAAGGGGCAUCUUUUUCACAAACUUGCCUCACACAGGUUUUUGAGGACGCAUUCCCAGACUUGCCCACUGAAGGCGUUAAGAGUCUGGUUAACUUUCUCACCGGUGAGGAAGUUGUGUGUCACGUGGCUAGAAACUUGGCAGUGGAGCAGUUAACGCUGAGUGCAGAAUUCCCAGUCCCCCCGCCUGUAUUACGGCAGACUUUCUUUGCAGUGAUCGGAGCCCUGCUACAGAGCAGCGGACCUGAGAGGACUGCACUUUUCAUCAGGGACUUCUUAAUUACUCAAAUGACUGGAAAAGAACUCUUUGAGAUGUGGAAGAUAACAAAUCCCAUGGGGCUACUGGCAGAAGAACUGAAGAAAAGGAAGAUUUCAGCUCCUGAAUCUAGACUUACUAGGCAGUCUGGGAGCACCACAGCUUUGCCCGUGUAUUUUGUUGGUUUAUACUGUGAUAAAAAGUUGAUUGCAGAAGGACCCGGGGAGACAGUGCUGGUUGCAGAAGAAGAAGCUGCUCGAGUGGCCCUCAGGAAGCUCUAUGGCUUCUCCGAGAACCGCCGGCCCUGGGACUAUUCGAGGCCUCGAGAGCACAGAAGAGCAGAAAAGAGCGUCACCGCCAGCUAGCCCGCCAGCAAGGGUGAGCAAAGCAGGGACACGGACGUCAGAGAUGUUCCAAGCUGGACGUUUUUUAAAUUGUAAAGAAAUACGCCUUACUCCUCAUCCUGUGUUCCUAAAAUUAAACAAGUAUUUUAUCAGGUCACUUGCUUUCUUUUUAAUCAUUUUUGUUUUGUCAAAAGUCUUUUUUGAUAUUUUUCCAGUAAAUUUUAGCUGAAGUCCUUGAUUUUAUUAUUGUAUUUAACUUGUACAGUUAGUUGUGUUUUAUUCUGUUCUAGCUUGGAGGUAAUCAUAAUUUGAAUAUAUGUUUUAUGUGAACUUUGCUGUAAUACCAAUAAAAAGGUUAUUCUUUAACUA
Camelus dromedarius (Arabian camel) is the source of this 1383-nucleotide messenger RNA. RefSeq names its product mitochondrial ribosomal protein L44 (gene MRPL44). Gene Ontology annotation, biological process: mitochondrial translational elongation; RNA processing. The record is from RefSeq and is a predicted model, not a curated record. Lineage: Eukaryota; Metazoa; Chordata; Mammalia; Artiodactyla; Camelidae. Bases 40 to 1035 code for a protein of 331 amino acids. Gene Ontology annotation, cellular component: microprocessor complex; nucleus; mitochondrial large ribosomal subunit. The transcript has 4 exons. Gene Ontology annotation, molecular function: double-stranded RNA binding; ribonuclease III activity.